Molecule: messenger RNA, 1802 nt
Organism: Thunnus maccoyii (southern bluefin tuna)
Lineage: Eukaryota; Metazoa; Chordata; Actinopteri; Scombriformes; Scombridae
Gene: eif2b4
Product: eukaryotic translation initiation factor 2B, subunit 4 delta
Exons: 13
Coding region: 48-1661 (537 amino acids)
Source: RefSeq, a predicted model, not a curated record
GCUGGUAGUUUGUGCAGCAGCAGAGGAAGUGGAGCAGCAUCGUAAACAUGGCUGACAGUGGAGUGACAGAUGGACCUGGCAAGAAAGGAGACAUUGAACGUGUAAAGGCUGAGGGCAAAGAGCUGACCAAAGAGGAAAAGCAGCGGCUGAGGAAAGAGAAGAAACAGCAGAAGAAAAACAAAGAGAAAAAAGAUGACAAGGCUUCACAGAAGAGCGAGAAAGAGAAGAAGCCUGUCAGUUCAGCUGCUCCAGCCUCCCAACCCCCAACACAAAACACAGCACAGAAAGCUCCUUCAGCAGUGCCUGCUCCUGCACCGGUCACUGUGCCUGCCUCAGAAGCUCCUGCCCCGGCAGACAAGCCGGCUAAGAGUAAAGCAGAGCUGAAAGCUGAGAGAAGAGCUCGGCAAGAGGCUGAGAGGGCGUCCAAACAGAACAAGAAGGGAGACGUGGGCCAGCAGGCCACCGCUGGCAAACCCAAGGCACCGCCUAGUGAGCUGCAGCCAGUGGUGAAGAGGCUUCCUGAACAUAUCCAAGUGGACAACCCAGAUGUUUUAAAGAAACUGGCCAAGAAGCUGGAAAGACAACAGAUCCCACUCCGGUCAGACUACGGCUACAAAGUCAGCCUGUUUUCUCACCUUCACCAGUACAGUCGUAAAGCCCCUCUAACACAGCAACUCAGCAUUCCCUCCUCGGUGAUUCAUCCCGCUAUUGUUCGACUGGGUCUACAGUAUUCGCAGGGCAUUGUUGCAGGAUCCAACGCUCGCUCUGUAGCCCUGCUGCAUGCCUUCAAACAGGUAAUAAGGGACUACACUACACCUCCAAACGAGGAGCUAUCUAGAGAUUUGGUCAACAAGCUGAAACCUUACAUCAGCUUUUUGAAUCAAUGUCGCCCUCUGUCAGCCAGCAUGGGUAAUGCAAUCAAAUACAUCAAGAAAGAGAUCUCCAAUAUUUCUAGUCAGUGCAAAGAAGAAGAGGCAAAAAGUCAUCUGCUGGACUGUAUCGAGCGCUACAUUAAUGAAAAGAUAAUUCUUGCUGCUGAAGCCAUUGCCAGGUCCUCCAUAGAAAAGAUCAGUGAUGGAGAUGUCAUCCUAGUUUACGGAUGCUCGUCACUGGUCAACCACAUCCUGUGCGAGGCCUUUAAGAAAGGCAGGAAGUUCCGCGUGAUCGUGGUGGACAGCAGGCCUCGGCUGGAGGGCAGGGAGGCCCUGAGGCGCCUGGUCCAGAAAGGCAUCAGCUGCACCUACGUCCUUAUCUCAGCUGUCUCCUACAUCCUUCCAGAGGUAUCGAAGGUGUUCCUUGGCGCUCAUGCUCUGCUGGCCAACGGUUACGUCAUGUCUCGUGUGGGGACAUCACAAAUAGCUCUGGUGGCCAAAGCCUUUAACGUGCCUGUGCUGGUGUGCUGUGAGACGUACAAGUUCUGUGAGAGGGUGCAGACAGAUUCCUUUGUGUCCAAUGAACUCGAUGACCCAGACGACCUCAUCGUGACCCGUAAAGGGAAAACCCAGCUCGAGCACUGGCAGGAAGUGCCCUCGCUCGGCCUGCUUAACCUGGUGUACGACGUGACACCGCCUGAUUUCGUGGACCUGGUGAUCACAGAGCUGGGAAUGAUCCCGUGCACCUCGGUUCCCGUGGUGCUGCGAGUCAAAAACGUGGACCAGUGAACGACCUCCGGCUCACAUCACUCUGAGCCAUUAGGCCGUGUCUUUGUGUCUUGAUGGUGGGGUUUGUGUGCAUGAAAGCUAUCGUGCUUUUAGCAUGCAAUAAAUAUAUAUCUGAAAUGGCAUAUGGAUAUGCUUUUUAAA